Messenger RNA from Leucoraja erinaceus (little skate), 2179 nucleotides. RefSeq names its product tetraspanin 13a (gene tspan13a). NCBI's taxonomy places the organism in Eukaryota, Metazoa, Chordata, Chondrichthyes, Rajiformes, Rajidae. The transcript is spliced from 6 exons. Gene Ontology annotation, cellular component: membrane. The coding region runs from base 278 to 886 and encodes 202 amino acids. The record is from RefSeq and is a predicted model, not a curated record.
UCAGCUGAGGCGAGUCCAGGCAGCAGCGCCUGCGCACUUACCGCGCUCCUGCAUUUUAUUUCGCUUCUCACCCAUUCCACGAUCCUGCAUUUUGACGGAGGCAACGGCGGGGUUAAGAUCUGCAGGUGGAUUUGCCACUUAUUUCUCUCUACCCCCCCACCAAGGCUUCCAAGAUAUUACAGAGGAAAGUGGAGCAAUAAAGCGCCGGUGACUUGCAGGUCCCGGAGCUCGCGGACAGCAGCGCCGAGUCCCCGGAGCUCGCGCUUCCAUUGUGAGGAUGGUUUGCGGCGGCUUCACCUGCUCGAAAAACUCCCUCUGUGUCCUGAACCUGCUGUAUAUUCUGGUCAGUCUGUUGCUGAUUGGAAUUGCAGCAUGGGGUAAAACCUUUGGACUUGUUACAAGCUUCUCUGUCGUCGCAGGAGUUAUUGGCGUGGGAAUCUUUCUCUUCCUAAUCGCUCUGAUUGGACUGCUGGGAGCAAUUAAACAUCACCAAGUGUUGCUGUUUUUUUACAUGAUCAUUCUGUUCUUGGUGUUUGUUGUGCAAUUCUCAAUUUCCUGUGCCAGCCUAGCGCUCAAUGAAAAUCAACAGAACCAUUUUCUGGAAGUGGGAUGGAACAAAUCAGUAGAAACCCGAGGAGAUGUGGAAGGAUACUUAAAGUGCUGUGGAUUUAAUGAAGUGAGCGUAAAUGAUACCUGCAAUGCUCAUUGUACGAAUUCUACCUGUAAGCCGUGUGGCCCAAUUCUAAGAACCUAUGCCGGUGAAGUUCUGAGAUUUGUUGGUGGUAUAGGACUUUUCUUCAGCUUCACUGAGAUAUUGGGAGUUUGGCUAACGCACAGAUACAGGAACCAGAAAGAUCCACGAGCAAACCCAAGUGCUUUCCUGUAGGAUAAUUUUUCAGAAACGUCCCACUACUAGAAUAUUGCAUUUCUGAUGCAUCCUGUGCAUUUUCUUCAGACUUCCUGUAACUCGAGUCCCAAGUUGCUUGCAAGAUAAUGAUUUUUGAAGUGGAAUUUAAGGUUUUUUUUUGUUACUCCUUCCUGUUGUAAUGAAACUGAGAACAGGGUUGAUUUUUUUUUGGAAUUGUAGCCACUCCCUUUGACUGCAGCUUAAUCCUGGUUGUAGUCUCUUGUUCAGCACAAGAGGAUUCCUUAAUAGUGGCUUUCAAAAUUACCAUUUUGUGCAAUUCUUUGGAUGUAUUUUUGAAAGGAAAGCAAGGUAAUUUGCAUUGUUAUGAAACUAAAUGGCCACCUCAAGAAUUUGCAAUGUUAAAACGAUGUACUGGCCUUUGACAAAUCCAUUUUCAGCAAAUGCAUUUAUCUAAAAUUGGAGAGAUUUUGAUUAAUCGAUGAUCAUUACUAAUAUUAAACGUUGGAGUAUAAUAACUAAAUACAAGCCAAUGCUAUUUAUUUUUAUGUAAUGGUUUGUUAAAGUGUACUGUACUUUGUGAAUUUUCAGAAGACAGUUACAUGUUUUCUAUCUAGGACAAAAAUGAAUAGAUUUAAGGAAUUUGUGGAUAUCGAUAUUUUGAUCAGCUGCUAGGAAUAGUCACCUGAGAGAUUGCAUAUAUCUAUACUGUAAAAGCUUCAAGUUUUAGAAGUACUUGAUGGAUGUGAAUAACAAAACUAAUUUCCUCAGGGGGGGAAACACAGUCCCUUCUGAUCAUACUGUUUCUCUAGCUUUGGAAAUGCUUUUACUUGCCUUUGCACCUGUCAGUGUGAUUAAAGUGAACUUCUGAUGAAGCACCAUUGUGUAUUGAUCAAUGAUAAAUUCAGUAUAGUUUUGGCAUUCGCCGGAUUGUUAAUACCUUAGUCUAUUUACACUGAUUUUAACGUGAUGAUGAUGAAAACUUGCAUUUUGCUUUUAGUGCACAGUAAGAUUGUUUGAUUGGAAACGUAGCUAAAUUGGAAAUGUGUUUGUGUAGCAAUUGUUUUUUCUCUGCAUGUGAUUGAGGAAAUUGUUUAUUCAGUUAUUUAAAAUAUUGUCCAAUUGUAUACAAUAGGCAUUCGUCGCUUGAUAUUUCAAUAAGUGUACAAGUCACUGAUCAUUUGCAACUUUGAAAUGGAGGUGAUUUCAAAUAUGUUAAUGUGGAGAAUUAUUAUAAAUUUAUGGGAUUAGUACAUUUCAAGAGACCAUGGAUAAUUGUGGAUUCUAACCAUUAAAAUUUCACAUGUGAAUGAG